UCCUGCGCCAUUUUCUAUAGGAUAUAUCCAUCCAUUGUUGUUACGGGUCUUUUUCAUUUUCUUUAUACCUUUUUUGUGUGUAUUUUUUAGGAUACAAAAAGCCAAAGCAGUUUGUUUGUCUCGUUUUAUUUUGAUUCUGCUUUGCAUGGCACUGUCAGUCCUCCCCUGCUUUGCUAGCUAGCUACCUACCUACCUACUUACCUACCUUUACCUCAGUGAAGGUGGUCACUGCUGAUUGUGGAAGCUGAUCAAUCAACAUGGCUUCUCCUUUUGAAGGCUGGGAUGAUCAACAGAUGCUUGACCAGUACUUGUAUGAUUACUUCAUCAAAAGGAAGUUGCAUAAAACUGCUGCAAUUUUCAGGGAACAAGCCAAUGUUGCUGCAAAACCUGUUGAAAUCAACGAUUCAGCCCAAGGGUUUCUGUAUGAUUGGUGGACAAUGUUCUACGAUGUAUAUGUCUAUAGGCAAUGUAGAAAGGGUCAGAAUGUCAAAGGAAAAGCCCCUGUUAAUGAUGAACAAAUGUCACAGAAUGAGAAAAGAAAUGCGUAUCAAAUUGCGCCACAGUUAGCUAUAAAUCAGCUGAGGCAUGGACAAUUCCCUUCUGGUAGUGACUUUGAUAUGAUGUUGCGGCAACCAGGUGCCUCUUUGAUUGCUGCAAGAAUGUUUGAGGAACAGUUUCAUCCUGUUAGAAAUUAUGAUCCACAAUUACAGGCAUUUGAUGUUAAUAAAUUGAAUCUGUCAAAUUCGGCUUCAACGAUCUCAAGCUAUUUGCCGCUGCAAGCUCAACCACUUCUGAGGGACAAUAGAGAUGGCGUCAGUAUUGGCGGAGCUAGUCCUUUAAGAAUUAACCCGUACGGUGCACAAACAGGGAUGGGUGAUGGAUGGCUUUCUCCUAAUCAUCUGCAGACGUUUCCUUUAUUGACGCAGCAAUAUCAAUCAAGUCUACUGGUUCAAGCUUUGUCUCAUACAUCUAAAAACCUGAAAUUUUCUUCUCCUAGUAGCCCUCCUACCAAUUCUCAAGGUCAAAGUCUGAUCCAUCCGAAGAGUGAUUUGAAUAUGAAAGAUGCACAGAUGAGGAUCCAAAUGAAACAAACUCAUGAGAAGCAAAACCAACUUGCUCAGUGUUUAGAGCAGCAGUUGACGGAGAAUGACAGAAAGAGAAAGAGAUUGUCAUAUUCAAGAGCUGAAGACCAAACUUCGGAUUUUGCCAAUGCUGAGGAAGAUAAACCUGCGAAUGAAAAUGUAAUUGAAUCCUUUUUAUCCACUGAUGAUGACCAUGUUGAUGGUAUAGGAACUCCUUUAAGUGCUUUAAAGCGACGUUCUACAGCUUGCAGUGAAAAUGAUCAUAAAGGCUUCACUUUUGAAGAGAUUGGUUGCCUCAGCUCAAGCAAAAGCAAGGUGUUGUGCUGCCAUUUUUCAUCUGAUGGGAAGAUGCUAGCUAGUUCUGGACACGAGAAGAAGGUUUCCAUUUGGAAUAUGGAAGACUUUCAAGCCAGUAAUUCUUCUGAAGAACAUUCUCAUCUAGUUACAGAUGUUCGGUUUAGACCAAGUUCAAGCAUAUUAGCCACUGCUUCAUUUGAUAAAACUGUGCGAAUAUGGGAUGCAGCCAACCCAAGCAUAUCACUGUUCAAGCUACUUGGUCACGCUGAACAAGUGAUGUCAUUAGACUUUCACCCAAGAAAGGUAGAUCUUCUUUGCUCAUGUGAUGGUAAUGAUGAGAUCCGUUUAUGGAAUGUCAACAAGCGUACAUGCAUGCGUGUCUCUAAGGGAGCUACAAGACAGGUCAGAUUCCAGCCAACUAUUGGAAAAUUAAUGGCUACAUCCACAGGAAACAGUAUCAAUGUAAUUGAUGUUGAGGUUGGCAACCUCGUGUGGAACUUGAAGGGACAUUCCAAAGAAGUCCUUUCUAUUUGCUGGGAUACAAGUGGAAAGUAUAUUGCAUCUGUCAGUGAGGACAGUGCGCGAGUGUGGUCACUGGUUGGUGGAAAUUGCUUAGGAAAAUUGCAUUCAAAUGGCAACAAGUUCCAAUCAUGUGCAUUUCAUCCUGGAUAUUCAAUGCUUCUGAUCAUUGGUGGAUACCAGGUCCUUGAAUUUUGGAGUCCAACUGAUGGAGGCAAAACAUGGUCAAUCCCAGCACAUGGUGGAUUAAUUGCGGCUCUUGCAGAUUCAGUGGAGAAUGAAAUGAUUGCAUCAGCAAGUCAUGACCAUUGUGUUAAGCUAUGGAAAUAAGACAUUAGCGUCAUGAAUGCCAGCAUGUCUCUGCGUGCCCAACUAUCCACCUGUGGAGGUUUCUAAAUUAGGUUCAUCUUCUAAAUAGAUAGAUUCACAGUGCCUUCAACGGUUUUAUACAGAGGCAUGCAUGCAUUGCCAGCAGAGUCCAAUUGUCAAGAGCAAGUACCCUGGCUGAACAUAAUACCUCCUCCUCUUCUUCUUCUUCUUCGGCCCAAAUAUUUCGUCAAGUAUUCAAACGUAGGUGUCAUGGAAAAAAUUUCAGUAAAUUUUGCUUUUGGUAUAUUGCAGAUACCACCUGCAUUAUCUUUACCAAGGAAGAAUUUGAGCUUUCAAUCUACUAUACUAUCAGUCUUCUGCUGGUAGUUCAACCGAACCUUACCUGUAAUAAGUUUGAUGAUUGAUAGUCUUACAUUUUUUGAGGGUAUCAAACUGAUCGGAAUUCCCAGUUGUGA
Messenger RNA from Populus nigra (black poplar), 2683 nucleotides. Its product is annotated as transcriptional corepressor LEUNIG-like. The record is from RefSeq and is a predicted model, not a curated record. NCBI's taxonomy places the organism in Eukaryota, Viridiplantae, Streptophyta, Magnoliopsida, Malpighiales, Salicaceae. The coding region runs from base 258 to 2228 and encodes 656 amino acids. The transcript is spliced from 17 exons. Gene Ontology annotation, molecular function: protein binding; transcription corepressor activity.